AUGAAGAAAAUUUCUCUUUUUGCUAAUAGUUUUUGGCUCUUGAACUCUUGGCACAACUAUGCUUCGUUUGGGGAUAGGUUUGCUCUUUGGGGAACAAGAAAUCAAGUGAUGAAAGCUGGAGUAGAUACGAUUACAGUGUCGUGGGGAUUGAACCAAAGUUCAACUACUGGCACAGAUGCUGAAUUUAAGAAGAUCAAGGUGCAGCUAUGUUUUGCUCCAAUCCUCAUCGUUGAGACAGAGGAGGAACUUCUUAAAGACAAAACUUGCCAAUUCCUCAUCGUUGCAAAGCCCUACAUAGCUGGUGAAGAGAACUUCACGUGGACAAUCAAAAGAAACAUUCCUUCUGCUACAUAUUUCGUGAGAGCAUAUGCCUUCAGUUCCGAAGAUCAUGAAGUUGCCUUCGGUCAAAGCACAGACGCCAACUUGUUCACAAUUCAAGCCAUUACUGGAAGACAUGCUUCGAUCGACAUUUGUGCUGGCGUCUUCUCUGCUUUCUGCGUGGUUACUUUGUUUGUGUUCUUCUUCUUGGAGAAGAGGAAGAAGGCUUAA
This is a messenger RNA of Papaver somniferum (opium poppy), 549 nucleotides long. RefSeq names its product high-affinity nitrate transporter 3.1-like. NCBI's taxonomy places the organism in Eukaryota, Viridiplantae, Streptophyta, Magnoliopsida, Ranunculales, Papaveraceae. Gene Ontology annotation, cellular component: plasma membrane. Gene Ontology annotation, molecular function: nitrate transmembrane transporter activity. The coding region runs from base 1 to 549 and encodes 182 amino acids. Gene Ontology annotation, biological process: response to nitrate; nitrate transmembrane transport. The transcript is spliced from 2 exons. The record is from RefSeq and is a predicted model, not a curated record.